AUGAACCAAACGUCUGCCGAAGAUUACCUCUACUACGUGAACUUCAGUGGAUAUGAGGAUCAGUGGAGUAGUGAUGAAAGCAAGACAAACCUAAUGUCUUCAGAGGUGAGCAAUUCUAUGAGGGUGAUUUCUCUGGUGGUCUACAGCCUGACGUUUCUCCUCGGCGUUCCCGGAAACAUCUUUGUUGUGUACAUUGCUGGAAUGAAGAUGAAGAGGACCGUUAAUACAGUAUGGUUUCUCAAUCUAGCCACUGCCGACCUCCUGUGCUGCCUUUGCAUACCGUUCAGUAUGGCGGAGAUCCUUCUUGACCAUCACUGGCCGUAUGGAUCCGUCAUGUGCAAGAUUCUCCCCUCUGUUAUAGUUAUUAACAUGUUUGCCAGUGUUUUCACCUUGAACUUGAUUAGUCUUGAUAGGUUCACCCAAGUGAUCACACCGGUUUGGGCUCAAAAUCAUCGCAACUUGUUUCUUGCACGGCUGUCCUGUGUAGUGGCCUGGGUUCUGGCUUUGGUGCUCAGCUUGCCCUUUAUGAUAUUAAGACGAACUUUCACUGAUUAUAACGUCACACUUUGCACAUUUCAUGCUGAGGAAGAAGGUGACUUUGCAACAUCCGGAAUGUUGAGUAUCAUCAGAUUUGUGUUUGGCUUUUUGAUACCGCUCAUAUGCAUCACAUCAUGCUAUGGAGUCAUCGCACGCAAGCUAGGCACGAGUAAUUUUCACUCUGGCCGAGCGUUUCGCAUCAUGUUGGCUGUUAUUCUGGCAUUUUUUCUGUGCUGGCUGCCGUAUCACACGGUGGACUUGAUAAUGAAGUACGGAGGGGAAUCAAGGGACUUGGCUUUGGCCCUGGAUCCAUUGGCCAUCUCUUUGGCGUAUAUCAACAGCUGCCUGAACCCCAUUCUCUAUGUUUUCAUGGGGCAGGAUUUUAAGGACAAAGUUAAACUUUCUCUAAGACGUGUUUUUGAAAGGGCUUUCUCUGAGGAGGGAACGCAAAUGUCACGAUCCACCCAGUCACAACAAAUACACUCAGUGUAGUGAAGAUAUAAACUUUUAUCUG
Messenger RNA from Rhinichthys klamathensis goyatoka, 1051 nucleotides. RefSeq names its product C3a anaphylatoxin chemotactic receptor. Gene Ontology annotation, biological process: inflammatory response; positive regulation of cytosolic calcium ion concentration; phospholipase C-activating G protein-coupled receptor signaling pathway. The transcript has a single exon. Gene Ontology annotation, molecular function: G protein-coupled receptor activity; complement component C5a receptor activity. Lineage: Eukaryota; Metazoa; Chordata; Actinopteri; Cypriniformes; Leuciscidae. Gene Ontology annotation, cellular component: plasma membrane. The record is from RefSeq and is a predicted model, not a curated record. Bases 1 to 1029 code for a protein of 342 amino acids.